Messenger RNA from Nylanderia fulva, 11847 nucleotides. RefSeq names its product C-type lectin domain-containing protein bark beetle (gene bark). NCBI's taxonomy places the organism in Eukaryota, Metazoa, Arthropoda, Insecta, Hymenoptera, Formicidae. Gene Ontology annotation, cellular component: membrane. Gene Ontology annotation, biological process: cell-cell junction maintenance. The record is from RefSeq and is a predicted model, not a curated record.
GCGCUACCAGCGACAGUGAGUGUACCACGGCGAUCGCGGUUUAGUGAUCGUAGUACUUUAGUACGGGACGGCAACGAAUUGCGCAAGGGAACGAUCGUGACAGGGAACUCGUGUACGUUACGUACGCACAGAGUGCGUACAAAACCGCGCCCACAAUUCGGAUCUAGAGCCGUGUCUGCAGGCGAGUGCCGGUUUUUUUUCGCCGAUCGCGUCGCGUCGCUGCUUCUUACGACAAGGAGAUUUAAUAAGAUCCUUGAUACGAUCCAUCGAUCGGCGUCGUUUGCCGUUUGGUGAUCUAAGAGAGGGGCAGGAGGGGGGGAUCUCUGAGUGACGCGGGAUUAUACUUCGGGCGAUUCGGUUUUCGAAUCAAUCUUGACGCGUACCUGCAGUAACGGCUGCUCCGAAAAGAAAAAAAAAUGACCGCGGUAUAUUCGUUUGUGAUGAAAAACGAGAGGGAUUCGGAGCGCGAAUAACGGCGGCGUUACGCUUCCAGUUCGUUGUUCGUUUGUUUCCUCGCGCAUAAAAAAGUUACCGCUAGAAUUCGAAUUCCGCGUCUUAGGGUGAUCGCGAAUAGUGCAAGUGUUGCGGAAGAGAGACAGUUUUAUUUAUCACGAAGAUACGAACGAGCAUCAAAUGUUCCUUUAUACAGAUAAUAUAUGCCUUCGAAGCUCGUGUCUAAGUUUAUACUCAGUGUGAAAAUAUAACAUAAUUACGCGAUAGUGAGCAAACAGAAAGAUGUCUAACGCAUACGGAUCGUCGAAUGACACAUCAAGGAUUAGUCGGCGAUAAGACUGGGUGAUUCCUUGCGUGAAGCAAAAACUUGAUCUCGACAUGAGUGCCUGUCACGGAUCGUUCUACUGUGUAUACCUGGUCGUAUAAUGCUCAAUUGGAAUAUGUGUUCAUUUAUACGUGUAAUAUCGAGAAAUCGCACGAUGAAAUAUUGUAAUGACGCCAAUUUUAUCCCAAUGUUAAUUGUUUGAGACUUUUCCCGCUCGCCGAUAGCGAAUAAAGGACAACAAAGAGGCAGGCUACGUCUCUUUGAUAAAUUCUAUACAGUGACAUAUAAUAAACCGAUGAUUCGAACCACUUGACGACAGAAGUAUGCGCCGAAAAAUGCAUUGGUUAGGCAUUUCGCUGCCGAUUCUGGCCGUCAUAACCGGAGUCCGGUUAGACGACAGAUAUGAACAAACGUCCAUUUAUUAUACGGAACCGACUGUGCUGCUGAACAAUAGCGUGAUGAGCAAUAAUGGCGGUCUACAUGAAUUGCACGGUGGUCGCGUUGUUCGGGGUGAAAGGAUACUGCCGAUAUCGAAGAGUCCUUAUUUGCUGCGCGAGGAUUUGUUCAUCGAAAGAGACGGCAAGCUCGUCAUAGAACCUGGUGUGGAGAUUCGCUUCGCUCCGAUGAUCGGCAUCACCGUUCGCGGUAUCAUAAGUUCAAAGGGUGAAACACACGCGCCGAUUCUCUUGACUGCGGCUGAAGUGGAAACGCAAGUUCCAGCUCUUCAAACAUCACCUUUGAUACGUCUUGUCGACGGUCCGAAUCCGUUAGCAGGUAGACUGCAGCUUUUUCAUCGAGAUAGCUGGCGUUCCGUUUGCACAAACUCGCGAAAUUGGACUCGUGCAGAUUUGGAGACAGCUUGUCGGCAACUCGGUUAUCAGGGCGGACAGUGGUGGUCCUGGAUCGAUAGACAAUGGCCCUCCAAGCCGCGCCUUCUUUACGAGGAACCAAGUUGUCGUGGUACCGAACCUUCGCUGAUGAACUGCGAACGUUGGUCAGAAAGACAAUUGGGUGCUGGUGUUUGCGAUUAUCAUCCAGACUUGGGUAUCUCUUGCCUGCCUCAUCACGAUGGUACAACCAAGGCGAUUAAGCAUUGGCGAGGAAUACGAUUCGAGAAUGCAUUGUAUGACAAAGCACUAAUUCAAGGGAAUACACUUUAUGUGCGUCACUCGAAAUCUAUUUUGCGAAACACAGUAAUCGAAUAUGCUGGGACUGGAAGAGAAUAUAAUCUAACGUCGGCAGUUCACGUGAAAGGGGUACCACCGAUAAUGGAGUCGAUUUCUGUUCUUCAUUCUGCCUACACAGGUAUCAAUGUUACCUCACCAGAUGCACCAGUCAUGAUAAACAACUGUACCAUGCAAUAUAAUAGAGGUUACGGGAUUUAUGUAAAUAGUUCGUCCGGUAUGACGAAUAUCAAUGAUUGUACGAUACUUGAAAAUGGAGCGGAUGGAAUAAAGUAUGUGCACUCGGAUGAACGACCGGACGAUAAGUUGGAUCGUACCGACGUAUUUGAUCUGUGCACCUUUCCUAUGACGACUAGUCAAACCUUUCCUGUCAUUAUAUCCAUGGAACAGAAUAAAUAUGCCCAUGUAAAACAAUGUCCACAACUUAUCUUUACAACGCCGGGGCAUGUUCUGACGCUGCAUUUUUUGCAAAUGCGAACCGACAGAAACGACAGCGCCGUUGUGGAAGUGUACGAUGAUAUGCGUGGGAUGGAAAAACCCUUGGCUAAAGUUAAGGUCAGAAAUGGAACAUUACCGCGUGUAACUUCGACGAGUCAGUAUCUCUUCAUAAAAUUUGUAGCUGAAGCUCGAACAGACACUAUUGUGUUUGUGCGAUUGUCGUCAGGUUAUAAAAAAACGUAUGAUCUCAAUGUAACUGGCAGUACGAUAGCAGGCAAUAAUGGCCGCGGUAUUGUCGCAGAGAAGCUUAGAUCCGCCUUAUACAUUCAUGAGACUUCAGUAUCGAAUAAUGAACACGUGGCCGGUGUUCACGUAUUAGGUGGCGCAAUGGAUGUCAACAUCACCGACAGUCGUAUUUCGUUUAAUCAAGGGGACGGUGUUAAUAUCACCGUUACAGGUGGCAAUCGUAACGUAUCACAUAGCAGUAUAUCGUCUAAUAGUGGUUUCGGUUUUGCGGUAUGGUUGAACGACAGCUCCGCUACUGAAUAUGUGCAUUUCAAUCAGUCGACUGUGAUCGAAUAUUCACAGAUUUUUCGUAACAAGGAUAUUGGUGUUCUGAUCGGCAAUUCAACCGGCAAUUCAUACGUAAAUAUAACAGGCAACUGGUUUAACACCAGUCUUGAGACAGCGCUACAAGUGGAAUCCAGUUGGAGGAAAGACAAUGGUUUAAUGAGAGUUCAGAUCGGACACAACUCGUUCAUAAGAAAUGCGAAAUUGGGGAUUCAGCUAAGUCCAGCGCUCAAUCUCGACGCUAUUAUAGAAUACAAUCACUUUAGAGAACAAGUGAGCGGUGGAAUUCUGAUAAAAAAUCCUAUCUACGAGGAAUUUAAUGUUUUGCCUGCAAAGAUUGUGAUUCGAUAUAACGAGUUCUACAACAAUUGGGGCACUUUUGUAGUUAAUGUCGGUUUAUCGCCUUACAGCGAUGUGCAAAACGUUCUCUUUACGAGGAACUUCUUGCGCGAUAAUCAAGUCAGAGAACUAUUUGACAAUGGCAACAUAUUGAAUGUCAAAUUGAUUCCACGCUCAAGAGUAGCCGCUGUUAUUGUUAUUUCUUCAAGCAAUGUCGAAGUUUUCCGUAACAUUUUGCACAAUCCUGAAUCGCGUUACGAGAUCGGUUCCCACUUGGAAGACCAAAGUAAAGUUAUCAACUGCACUUAUAAUUGGUUGGGAUCUGGAGAGGAGAAGAAAAUAUUUGAUCGAUUAUUCCACAGGAAAGACAGAUAUAAUCUCGCUAAGCUCGAGUAUCUGCCUUACUUGCUGCAUAGCAGUAACCCCGGCGCGAACACUAUAAUUCCAAAUCCGACGUUUGUCGCGCAAUUUAUUACACCUGGCACAAAUCUAGUCGGUGGCGAGGUUGACGGUCACGAGGAAUUAAGGGCCGGGGAAUACAUUGUCGAGCGUGACAUCAAUGUAAGGCCAGGCGGCAAAUUAAUAUUGCAACCAGGUGUCACCCUACGCUUUCCACCGUCCAUCGGAAUAAUGGUGGCCGGCAAAUUCGACGCGCGUGGUAAGAAACCUAGCGACAUCUUAUUUACUUUGAAGGAAGAGCUCCCUAUAACCGAACCGGAUAACGAAACUCUCACCGUGGAAGAAGAUAUCAAUCAAAUUGACAAGAUGGAGUCCGUAAUACCAGUAAGACUUCUCGGUGGCAGAACGAAUCUCGAAGGAAGAUUACAGGUAAAAAUCGGAAAUAAAUGGGGAACUGUUUGCAACUAUGGCUGGACCAUUUUGGAUGCGGCGCUUGUUUGUCAUCAAUUAGGUUUUAUUUUGGAUUUUGAGAAUUGGUUUAUGGAACUCAAGAUACCGAAUGCGGGAAUCAAUGAGGAUAUACUUCUUAGCAAUGUUCGGUGCACCGAGGAUGAUAAUGAUAUAACGAAAUGUCGGGCGGAGAAAGAACAAGAUUUCGAAAACUCAUGUACUCAUUCGAACGAUGUCGGUGUUAGGUGCUUGGAUGUGGCAUGGGCGGGUCUGAGAUUGGGUCCGUUGGCUCAAAGAUGUGAUUUGCAAUACGUGACAAUCGAAAAGGCAGGCCUGCUGGAUUAUAAAACAAAUUCAUUUAAGCCAGCUUUGCAAAUUGAUUUUGCUCGGCAUUCGUUGGACGGUGUCAAGGUCAUUAACAAUCUGCAAGAUGGAUUGGGAGUUUUGUAUUCCGACAUAUAUUCAGCGGACGCCGUAAAUAUUGCGAUGAACAGCGAUUUUUCCCAAAAUGGGGGGAGCGGUAUCAGUUUCAAGCAACUGGGGAUGCGAAUAAUCAGCUCGCGAAUUGAGAGCAACAAGGUCGCCGGAAUAAGACACAAUCCCGCACUCUCGGCGAUUCAGCAGAGAGAAUUUGCGGGAUGGUUCUUGCGCGUUCCGGACAGCACGAUCGAUUCGCCUUACGAUCCUGUAAUCUUACCGGAAACGAAUGAGAAUGUUCAACUAGCUAACGGAGAAACCAAAUACGUUAUAACGACUAAAGUAACCGCUCGCAAACCCGUUCGUCGUACCAUAAAUAUUAAAUGCACUCCUGGCUACGUAAUCGGUAUCCAAUUGCUAAAUCCAAUCGAGAAUCAAAGCACAGAACAAAUCAUACUGUAUGACUCGCAGCAUCUUAAUAAUAAUCAGAUGAGCUGGCACGUAAAACGGGAUCUAAGCGUUUUUCCUGUCUCAUCCAGCUCGUAUGUAGUAAUUUUAGAGUACCAAAGUGGCGAGAAUGCUCUCGGUGGAGCUGUCAUGGCUAUCACAUCGAUCUUAUCUCCAGCGCAGAACAUACGCAAUAAAAUAGUGAGCGGUCCUAUUCCUUCGUUGAUAAUCGCAAGAACAAAAAUCAAGAGCAAUCAGAAAGGCUUACUCGCGUUCUACUACAAUCGUUAUUUGAACGAAAUUGGAGAUUACUUUCUCCGAAAAGCGAACGAGACUAUACAAUUGAUCGGAUGCGAGAUAUCGCACAAUCACGAAGAGGCCAUAUACGUGUAUUCACCUCACUGGAACAUCUUCCAGUCAAAUCUGUCCGAAAUCUCGAUCUAUAUAAAUGACAGUUUGAUCACGGACAACGGUAAAGCGAUUCAUCAGUUCAGCCGUGACGCAAGACACUCGAACAAUCUCUUUCACUGGAUAAUGCAGGACACCACCGUCGAAAGGAAUCGUGGAGGUGGAUUCGAGGUGUUGCUACCGGACGUCUGGCAGUAUAACGAGAAUUUUACUCAUUCCUUGUACUUCGGUAAUAACACCUGGCGCAACAACGAGCAGUUCGGCUUCGUGGUGGACGGUCAUUUCGCCCACCUAAACAUAUCGUACAAUCAUUUCGACAGCAAUCGCUGCAAGACUGGUCUGAUAUCCGUGCGCGGGAUGGAAAAGAAGAUCAGGAUCAACAAUAAUCGUAUCGAGGGCAAUAGUGGCGCUUACAUGGUCGAAUUCCGCGCGAACAGUCAGUCCGAGAUCCUCGGCAACGUCGAUGCGCGUUUCUAUUACAACGAGAUUAAACGAAACACGUACGACUAUAUCGGGAUGGGACCGCGACAGACAUUCGACGAUCCUAGCUACGUUGUCGGUUUUCACGGUAUACAGAAGGUACUGGUUAAUAAAAAUUUAUUCGGUGAGAAUUCGUUGGAUUAUGAAUUAUUGGCGGGUAUCAGAACUGCGAUAAUUAAUAACGAAGUAGACGUCAUGGAAAAUUGGUGGGGCACUGCUGAUGAUGCUAUUAUCAGACAGAGAAUUUUUGAUUUUGACGAUUGGAAUGAUCAUGCCGUAGCCAAUUAUCGGCCAUACUUGAUGCGCGACUCAUUCGAUUCACAUAUUUCUGCUUCGUGGCAUACAAGUCACAUCGACUUGGAUAAUUUGGGUGGUCGUAUAAUAGAGAAUCUUUCAUUGCACGCGAGACCCGAGCCUUACGUAAUACGUUCCGACAUCACGGUUAUGCCGGAAGCUACAUUGCACAUCUAUCCUGACGUCGUGAUGGAGUUCGCUCCUAACGUUGGAAUUCUCGUCCUUGGAACGUUGAAAGCUAUAGGUGCGCCCGGCCACGAAAUCAUUAUGAGACCGAUGAAACGAGUAGAUGCAAGUGUAAAUUCCACAUUCGUCAAGUUAGCGCCGAUAAAGAAUUCUCCUAAUCUCGUUUCAAUGUCCGAUGAAACGAUUCGUUUAUGCAAAGAUGGACGCUGCUCUGCAACCAAUAAUGAAGGAUUUUUGGAGUAUUUUAAUAGAACGACUCUUCAAUGGAUCCCUAUAUGCGAUGAGCGAUUUACCGAGCGAAAUGCUCAAGUGGCAUGUCGGCAACUUGGUUAUGAUACUCUCAAUGUCUACGUAUCGCACGAUCGUAGAUAUGAACUUCAUACUGGAUCAUUGACGCGCGUCUGGUUUUGGCCUGAACCGCUGCAGUGUUCUGGGAAAGAGCAGAGUCUAGAAGAUUGCCAGAUCAGAUUGAACGGUCAGUUGUUCGGUCACCGUCACGAAUGUUCGUGGGACGGACCGUUUGUCUUUUUGCAUUGCGGCGAGCGAAACUUGAACGACGCAUACGAUUAUUGGGGCGGAAUACGUAUUGCGAACAGCGAAUUCGAGCAUCAUCUGUACGAGCACCGCAUACACAACAUUGUGACCCAUGAGACAAUUAGACGUAUCGAGUCGGUUCUCAAGUUCAUCAAUAUAACCGGCGCUGGAAUUUUACACUACGAAAAAUCGUCCGCCGUACAGUCCAUCAUGAAAUCUCCAGCGAUAGUACACGUUAAUAUAGAUCGCAGCGCUUAUCACGGCAUCAAUGUCGUAUCUCCCACACACACGACGGAAUUAUUAUUUAAUACAAUUACUAAUGUCCUCGGAAAUGGCGUGAAUGUACUAUCCUUGACGGGAGAAGGCCGCGAAGCGGAUGAGAGCUCGUUCACGCCCGUAAAGGAUCUCAAUAUUCCUUAUUAUUUGUUCAGUAUGGUCGACAUAUGUGACACCGCUAAAGAAAUCACGAUCGAAGAACGCGUGAUUGUCUACUACAAAUAUGAUAAUCAUCCUGUGAAUUGUGUGAAAAUCUUCCGCAGCGCUUAUAGAGCUAAACCAUUUGGAUUUAGACUUUUACAGUUCAAUCUUUUCAACUCCACUGGAAAACCGGGCCGUGCCGAUGCUAUAACUUUAUAUGAUGGAGACAUUUACAAUGUCACUACCAAGAGAAUUGGCCACUUGGAGGUUAACACUUCUGAUGAAAAGAAAUUCUUCAGAACGCACAAUCCCAGUCUUAGUAUAAGGUUCUUUGCUAAUGGCGCCAGUAAUGUACAUGGAUUUAUCGCGGAAAUCGUGACUCUUCCGAUAUCUGCUAUUGGUUUUAAUCGUGACGUGCAGCACAACAUUUCCUAUUCUGUGGUAUCAAAUUGUCGCGAGGGCGCCGUAAAAUACGCAAGUGCCGGCGAAGUGAAUGCCAUAAUGACGCUCGAGCGUAAUCAGUUUAUAAACAAUUGUCAAAAGUUAUACGGUAACUUCUCCACCUGUAAAUCCGCCUUAUGGCUCGAUGUUCAAAACACGCAAUCGCUCUAUUUCAGGAACAAUUUGGUGCAGAGGAAUCAAGGCGGUCUUUCCAUUCGCGCCGAUUCAAGAGGCUCGGCCACAUCCCUCAAGGGAUGGAUUCAUAAUAACCUUUUCACGGAAAAUUUCAAUAAACCAGCAUUAUAUGUCGAAGGUCGUCAAAGUAGUCCUUAUCAAGAAGUCACUAUAUUCAGAAAUUACUUUACCAAAAAUGAUGCUCCCUAUGACAAUAACAUUGUUUUGAAGCAAGUGGUCAGUAAUAUGACGCUCAAUUAUUUACAUGGAAACCUCGGUAUGCAUUUAUUAGAGAUCUCGGGAUUCGAAAGAGUUCGUUUACCUAUUUAUCAAAGCACGUCUCACAAUGGCUUUUACAAAAAUUAUGCGGUGGAUCGCGAAGGCCGUAGCACUAUUGUUGCUGGUACUCCCGGACAGCAAUAUGUUGAUAAUGUGUUCUUUAAUCCUGACAAUGAUUAUGAAAUGCUCACGACAAACAGAUCUCACCUAUUAGAAAUGUGGAGCUCUCACAUAGACGCGCGUUACAAUUGGUGGGGAUACAACGAGACUUUGGCGGUGGCUGGGCGUAUCAGAGAUCGUAGAGAUUUGCCCGAGCUAUUGAAGGUCGAUUAUCAACCUUAUCAUAUGAAUAAUAAGUCUGUAUUAAGCGGUAAAUGUCCGCCCGCUUGGGACCUCGUCGGUGAUACGUGUUAUAUAUUAAUCGGCGCCCUUAUGGACUUCUACAGCGCACGAGAUUUUUGCAGAUCGGUGAACGCAUCGAUGCCCUAUAUUAUGGGGGAUUAUCUGGACCUCUGGAGAUUUGCGCGCAAACAACAAGAACGGUUUGAUUAUUCGGAGCGUGUUUGGGUGCAGCAACUAGAACGAGUUGACCAAUGUACAGUGUUUGCGUAUCAAACCAUUGAGAUUGAUCAUUGCGCACAACCCAAUCCGUUCAUUUGCGAGAUCGAUCCGAGAGUCAACAUCGACCCUCUAUCAUGGAGAAAAGAUAUUGUUGCGGUAGGUGUUUUAGGAGCUCUUGGCGUUGCGCUUGCAUUGCUAACUGCGGCCAUCGCGUUAUGGGUAUCCAAAUCAAAGAAGCGUAAACUUGAGAGAUUAGAGCGACGUAAUUCCAUCAGACAAUCUUUACACUCUCUACGAUCAAUCGGUUCCACAUCUGGCUUUACGGAGCUCGCUUAUCGGCGGAAACCUAUCCCGAGCAAACAUUCCACGGACACGUUGAACUCGAAAUCGUUGGAUUACAAGCGCAUGCUGAACGGUAGCAGUCUGGACUCGAUGGACAAGUCUCAAUUAAAUUCCUCGAUAGAGGACAAUCAGAGUUACGACGUAUACGAAGCCCAUAAUCUGCGAUAUUCGCCGAGUACAAGUGACUUCAAGAACACAGCGCAUAAGCACGGCGCAGCACAAACCGUCGACAACCCAGUCUUCGAUUUGGCGUAUCGCAACGAAGGUUUCCGCAAUCAUUCCACCUUCACGGCGAGGGACACCGCAGCCGGGGUCGCGUCUAACUGGCCGUCGCAACCGAACGUACAGUCGACCUCGAUUGACCAGGAGAGUCCCAGAACAGUGGACCUCAACCACGAAAGUUCAUAUCUCAACAACGCGUCCACGCUACCAUUACACUCCAGUCUCGGUUUCACCGACUCGAUGAGCGAGUUGAAGCAUAAUAUCGAGGCGUCGACUGCGUACGAUCCUGUGGAAUAUGACUCGAGACGCGCUUACACGGCCACGUUGACGCCGAGUCAAGCGUCCGAGCCUGUUCCGGAGUACUCGUCAGAGUUUCAGCCGCCUAUACCGCCGCAUCCGUACAGCUACGAGGUCGAGAGCAGGCCUAGGAGCGAGGCGCUGCUGGAGACCAACUUUGACAUAGGCGAGGAGAAGCCGCUGCGCUCCAAGAGCGAGGCCCUGCUCGAAACCAACCUGGAUGCAUUUUUGAUCAGCGAACCCACGGAACUCACGCAACUGUCGGCAACUGCGCGAAGUAAGAGUCAACCGCUGGAAACAGCGAUGUAAUUGCUCUUAUAUGUCCCGUUCCCGCGGGUAUAGGGUAUCUCCUUGGAGGUUUCCCCUGCGUUACCAAAAGAAAAAAAGGGUUAAUAUAGGGUUAUAGAUCAGCGUUGUCUGUAAUUUGGGUGCACGACCAAAGGGUGUGCCAAAUGUCUUCUUUUAACGACGAACACUGCCAGUUAUUGCACAAUCAAAUAUUUUAAACCAUUCGUGUAGGAAACAUGCUUGCGUGAUGAGCAACGAAUUAAAAUUGUUAAAAUCUACACGCAACUACUGCUCGAAAGUAGUCGGAGACAUGGGAUGCUUCAUCUUUAGGGUGAUGCGUUGGCCCAAAAUAGGAAGGAAUGCAUAUAUGCGUUCAAUUUUCGGAUUGAGGACUAUGAUGAUGAUGACAUGUAACAGGGUGGACGCAUAGAUAGAAUUGAUAUUCGAUUGAAUGUGUUUAACACAUUGGACACAUUGCCUUUGUUGAGCAGUUGAAUAUAGGACUCUCUUAUUGAUCAAUUAUGCUGGUUAUCCAAGGCACUGGUUGAUAUGAAUUGUCCAAUAGUAUUGUGUCUAAAUGAAGCUCUUGUCGCACAAUAUACAAUAAAUUUUAAUUAUUGUUACAUGAAAUGAAUGAGAAUGAACCGACAAAUAACAAUAUAUACACAGAAAGAAUAUACACACAGAACACUGAUUUUUGUUAUUAGAUAUAAUAACUUAGACAAGCACAAAAAGGCCAAAAAGACAUCUUAAAGACAUUUAGAGAUGUUUAAGGGACUGUGAGACGUUUACGUUGUUUUUUAGAAACAAAUGCAGUCUAAGAACUGAAAAAAAAACUUUACAUUUCACGUAAAAGUUCAUGAAAUUGUAAUCUAAUACGUAUAUACACACAUUAAGCUAUUUCAGUAAUUAUAAAAUAUUUAACGUAGUAAGUGAUUUUUGAACAAAUCGACAGAAUUUGCGCUUGAAAUGAUUACAUAUGCGAAUGUAAUAUUUUACAGUUUUACAUAAAUUUUCAAGCGAUUUUUGAGAUUUUUUUGUAAUUGAAAAUAUAGAAAAUGUUCCACGUACAUGAUUUCGCUGAAUUAGAUCUAUUUUUUUAAAUUUUGAAACUUCAGAUUCAAAGUGGUUUCUGGCGAUUUUAUUGCUUUAAAAAUAAAAAAUAACUCUCUGAUUUUUAUGUCAUCGAUAUCUUGUUAAAGGAAUUUAAGAGUAGAAUGUAGAAAAAGUACAUUUGUACUGGCGAUUUUAUUGCUUUAAAAAUAAAAAAUAACUCUCUGAUUUUUAUGUCAUCGAUAUCUUGUUAAAGGAAUUUAAGAGUAGAAUGUAGAAAAAGUACAAAUGUACUUUUUCACCACCAAGGGGCACUUUAAAAUGCAAAAAUUGAAGAUGAAAUUAGGAUGAGGGUAAAUUGCAAUUUGUCGUAUUGUUUUUAAUGAAAAUUACGAUUCCUGUAUUCUGAAUUCAUAUUUAUUAGCACAUUUAUAUUGCUAACUUUAAAAGAGCAGAUAUAUAAUAUUUCAAUAACAAAAUCUAUCAUAUUCUUAUCGUACAAUUACGAUCUUUAAUUCAGGAGUACUGUACAAUCAUUGAUUAUCAUAUGGCUUUAUAUUUACACUUAACACUUUAAUCUACUUAUUUUAAUGCGAUUUGCAUUUUUUAUACUUUUUACACUUCUGUACUAUAAAAUCGAGGAAAAUUAAGAAUUUAUCUAAUAUCAUUGUAUAUAUGUAUUUUGUUAGUAUGAAAAAUGUCUAUUAAUCACAAAUAGUCAGUCCUAUUCAUACACAUAUUUAUGCGUGUGUUUUGAUCCUUUUAUGUCUAAUAUCAGCUCUUUCAUAGGCAGCUAAAAAUGCUACAUCUAUAUAUAUAUUUUUUUGUCUACGGAAAAUUCUUUAAUAA